Zalophus californianus (California sea lion) is the source of this 1839-nucleotide messenger RNA. It is a transcript of the gene ARK2C, whose product is annotated as ring finger protein 165. Gene Ontology annotation, molecular function: ubiquitin protein ligase activity; zinc ion binding. The coding region runs from base 233 to 1231 and encodes 332 amino acids. The record is from RefSeq and is a predicted model, not a curated record. The transcript is spliced from 8 exons. Lineage: Eukaryota; Metazoa; Chordata; Mammalia; Carnivora; Otariidae. Gene Ontology annotation, biological process: positive regulation of BMP signaling pathway; motor neuron axon guidance.
CUCAGCCAAUGCAGGAAAUGGAAUCAGCAGGGGAAACAGGAGACCCUUGGGGGGCUCCAUGGAAUAGAACAGGGAGUCUGACUUGUGGCUCACUUCUCCCCUGCACCCAGGCUCAGGUCUCCAAGCUUGGGGGCUGAGGACCCAGGCUUGCCCUCUCCUUGCCACUGUGCUCCAUCCUGCCUUCCCCCAGCGCCUGGCCUGGCCUUUCCGGGCCCCCGAAGACCAGUCUGGCAUGGGGAGACGAGACAGUGCCCCUUUUCAAAGGUCUCAGCAUCCUCACGCUACCUCCUGCCGCCACUUCCACCUGGGCCCUCCGCAGCCGCAGCAGCUGGCGCCCGACUUCCCCCUGGCGCACCCCGUGCAGUCGCAGCCGGGCCUCAGCGCCCACAUGGCCCCGGCCCACCAGCACAGCGGCACCCUGCACCAGUCGCUGACUCCGCUGCCCACCCUGCAGUUCCAGGACGUCACCGGUCCCUCCUUCCUACCUCAGGCCCUGCACCAGCAAUACCUCCUGCAGCAGCAGCUCCUGGAAGCCCAGCACCGCAGGCUCGUCUCGCACCCGAGGCGGAGUCAGGAGCGCGUGUCUGUCCAUCCUCACCGCCUCCACCCCAGCUUCGACUUCGGCCACCAACUCCAGACGCCUCAGCCUAGGUAUUUGGCUGAGGGCACUGACUGGGAUCUCAGUGUGGACGCCGGCUUGAGCCCGGCCCAGUUCCAGGUGCGGCCCAUCCCUCAGCACUAUCAGCAUUACCUAGCGACUCCUCGAAUGCACCACUUUCCCAGAAACUCCUCCUCUACGCAGAUGGUCGUCCAUGAAAUCCGAAACUACCCUUACCCUCAGCUUCACUUCCUUGCUCUCCAGGGACUGAACCCCAGCAGACACACCUCCGCAGUGCGGGAGAGCUACGAGGAGCUGCUGCAGCUUGAGGACAGGUUGGGAAAUGUGACUCGGGGAGCUGUACAGAACACCAUUGAGAGGUUCACCUUCCCCCACAAAUACAAGAAGCGAAGACCCCAGGAUGGCAAGGGCAAGAAGGAAGAGGGGGAGGAGUCAGACACAGACGAGAAAUGCACAAUCUGUCUGUCUAUGCUGGAAGAUGGAGAAGAUGUGAGGCGCCUACCCUGUAUGCAUCUCUUCCACCAACUGUGUGUGGACCAGUGGCUCGCCAUGAGCAAGAAAUGUCCCAUCUGCCGAGUGGACAUUGAGACACAACUGGGAGCCGACAGCUGAGGGAGGAAUUAGCCCGUGGAUGCCCCAUUUUCCUUCACCAGGUCCCCCCACGGCCAUAGCCCUUGCAGCCAAACUUUGCCUUCUGAGCCAUUUGAUGUAGAGGAAAAGCCUGCAAGCACAUUUUGUGGAAAGAGGAGUAGGCGGUAUCGGUGUCUGAGGGAAAGGAGGGGUGGGGGGAGGACCCCCCCAUCCAGAAUGGUGACUGCCCCCAUCCACCUCGCUGCGCGGGAGGGAGCUGGCCGUGCCCGGAGCAGGGGUGGGAAGGGGGGGCCCACGCUGCUGAGAAUCUGGAUGUGAACUGGAAGGUCCUAGCUGAUAGACAGGCCCCUCAAUCCUGUCCUUUGAAGGAUUGUAUAUAUACCUCUCGACCACGUAGAAACCAUGUAGGGGUCUCUAGCUAUUUCUGUGGAUGGCAGCCGGAGCAUGUUAGCUUAAGAAAAAUAUUGUGUGUGGUGCUCUAGUCAUCUUGUGGUGGACAUGUCGCUAUUACGAAUUCGCACCAAAUAUUUCUCAUUGAGUUCCUUGUUUUGGUGCCUGACUGAACCAACCAACGACAGCCCAAAUCUUCCCGUCUUUAUGAGAAAAAAAGGAAAAAGGAAUCAAAGGUG